CGUAUCCCAAAAAUUGGGUGACGUGAACGCACCGCUGCGACCCCACUGCCGGCGGCAGGGUGGGCUCCCGUCUGUAUAAAAGACCCGGCACACCAGCUCCUUAGGGAACAGGACUUCUUUCUCUCCCACCCUCGGCCUCCCAGCCAGCUCUACACACUACACUCGCUCUCGCAUCCUCCCCUGCAGAUUUGCCAGUACGACGGUCCAUAAGACUUGCACUUGAUAGCAUUUUCUGCAGCACUCCUCCGACAAGAUGCACUUCUCUGCCUUCCUCGCCGCCACGGCCGCCGUCCUGGCCAGCGCCAGCCCGAUGCCCAUCUCGAGCAUCGCCGCCGCCGAGGUCGACAAGAUCUGGAACGUCACGGGCUGGGAAGCCGGCUGCAGCCGCAGCGGAUGCUACGCCGGUUUCGCCGUCUCCGCGCCCGCCUCCACGGGCAACCCCGCGGCGCCGGCGCUCAACGCCACGUGCAGGAUCGAGAACGAGGGCGGCGCGUACAGCCCGUGCGAGUGGAAGGGCGACGAGCCGGCGGCGGGCAGGCGCGUCGUCUCGCGCCUGCUGCCGGCGAUCCGCGUCGACGGCGAGAACACCAUCGCCCGCUUCGAGGUCAGCUUCGUGUACCCGCACGGCACCACGCCCGGCGCCUACUACAACUGGACCGCCCAGGGCAACUCGUCGUAUAACCAGGCCGUCGAGCCGCCCAAGAACUUUGCCAUCCCCGUUACCAAGAUCUUCGGUAUCGCCUAAGAGGGGUUUGACGACGAUGGGCGCGCUGUUGGAGUAGAUGUGAGUUGGAGUUGAAGCUGUGUGGUUAACAGGACAAGGGUGGAAGGCGAUAAUACUGUGUAUAAUAAUACCUACUCAAGCGUAAUGGAGCUUGCCCGUGCGGCUAUUCAUCCAGCGCCUCUCCCUCCCCUGGCAUGCGUCGGUGACAUGUUUAUGAGUUGACC
Molecule: messenger RNA, 948 nt
Organism: Gaeumannomyces tritici R3-111a-1
Lineage: Eukaryota; Fungi; Ascomycota; Sordariomycetes; Magnaporthales; Magnaporthaceae
Exons: 2
Coding region: 254-745 (163 amino acids)
Source: RefSeq, a predicted model, not a curated record